Messenger RNA from Schistocerca piceifrons (Central American locust), 545 nucleotides. RefSeq lists its product as uncharacterized. The record is from RefSeq and is a predicted model, not a curated record. The transcript has 3 exons. The coding region runs from base 1 to 486 and encodes 161 amino acids. NCBI's taxonomy places the organism in Eukaryota, Metazoa, Arthropoda, Insecta, Orthoptera, Acrididae.
AUGAAAUCGCAGGCGCCCACCGCGGCACAUUUUCGGCUCUCUUCCAGCUGCCGCUGUCCCGCGGGGGAAUUUGUCGAUACGCUAUAUGAGGCCGCGCCGCUGCCGCCCGACCUGCCAGAGCGCAUAUCCUACUUCAACAACUACAAACCACCCGACGAGGCCAUCCUCAGAAGGGGCGGCUCCUCUACCUUCUACGAUUCGGUGCGCAAACCCAAGCCCGGCUGGGACCCCAAGACCCCGCGCUGCGACCGCAGCAACCAGCAACUCGCUCGCGACGAAAUAUGGAGAGAGGAGGAGCACAAGCCAGUUCCGACGAUAUCGUCUCUAGAGUACGGCCGACCAUGCCGACCUCUGCUGGACGAACGCUGCAGCAGGUAUGGUCGCGUCGAGGAGUGCAAGACCUUUAGGUCACGGCGCGGCAUCAACCUGGAGCCGGAUCCAGGACGGCCUUGCGAGGCAACCAAGCCGCCCAGCGCAGAACUCUGACCGCACCUCAUCGUCAGAUACCCUCAGGGACAGUGUCGACACUUCUAUCGGCCUUCCCU